UCACUCAGAGGGCGGGCUAGCAAGAUGGCGGCGCCCAGGAGCCGGUGAGGUGAGAGGACGCGGGGGUCCUGGGGACUGCUGCACCAGUGCAUUAUGGCCGCGUCCCCGCACACUAUUUCCUCGCGCCUCCUCACAGGCUCAGUAGGAGGAUGUGUCUGGUAUUUAGAGAGAAGAGCUAUACAGGGGUUGCCACACAGGGUUACACAUCUGUUGAGGAAUGUCAAUAAUCAGUGGGUCACGGUCCAGCACUUGAGUUUCCUCAAGCGUAUGUAUGUCACACAGCUGCACAGGGGCCUUAGCCAGCGAGUCAAACCAAAGCCAGAGCCACCGGCUUCUUCUUUCCUUGAACACACCUCUUCAGGGCAGGCUAGAGCAGACGUGGAUGAGCUGCCAUCUUUCCCAACACCCAGUCUGCCUCUGUCUCAGAAGCCACAUAAGGAGGUGGUGGAGCUUGAGACGACCUCCAUAAUGGACCAUUCUCUUGAUACAGCCAAAGAGAAAAAGGAAGAAAGGCAGUGGAAAGAGAUGAAGCUUCACACUGACGAUCUGCCUGGCAUUUUGGCCCGGCUGUCCAAGAUCAAACUCACAGCUCUUGUGGUAAGCACCACUUCAGCAGGCUUUGCACUGGCUCCAGGCCCUUUCGACUGGUCCUGCUUCCUGCUUACAUCCCUUGGAACUGGUCUUGCAUCCUGUGCUGCCAACUCCAUCAAUCAGUUUUUUGAGGUGCCAUUUGACUCCAACAUGAGUAGAACAAAGAACAGGCCUCUGGUUCGCGGACAGAUAAGCCCAUUGCUAGCCGUGUCUUUUGCCACCUGUUGUGCUGUGCCAGGAGUGGCCCUUCUGACCUGGGGAGUGAACCCACUCACAGGGGCCUUAGGGGUCUUCAACAUUUUCCUGUAUACCUGUUGUUACACACCACUGAAGAGGAUCAGCGUCAUCAAUACCUGGGUUGGAGCCGUGGUGGGAGCCAUUCCUCCUGUCAUGGGCUGGACGGCUGCCACUGGAAGCCUUGAUGCUGGAGCGCUUCUUCUGGGAGGCAUCCUGUACUCCUGGCAGUUCCCCCACUUCAAUGCCCUGAGCUGGGGCCUCCGCGAAGACUACUCCCGAGGAGGCUACUGCAUGAUGUCCGUCACCCACCCAGCCCUCUGCCGGCGGGUGGCACUGCGCCACUGCCUGGCCCUGAUUGCUCUGUCGACUGCUGCCCCUGUCUUGGACAUCACCACGUGGGUCUUCCCUGUCAUCUCCCUCCCCAUCAACCUGUACAUUUCCUACCUCGGCUUGCGCUUCUACGUGGACGCAGACCGCAAGAGCUCAAGGAAACUGUUCUUCUGCAGCCUGUGGCACCUGCCGCUGCUGCUGCUGCUCAUGCUCACCUGUAAGCAGCGGCCUGGCCAGGAGGGGGACAAGGGAGAGGCUCCAAGCUGAAAGCGAGCCACUCUGUGGGGAACAUGAGAGCAGACACAUGGACAGCACUGCCCUGGGCCAGCAGGAAGAGGAUAUUGGUGAUUCUGGCAAAAGGAGAAUUGCUGGUGGCAGAUCAUCUGGUGCUGUGUUGUCACUUACAAUCAUUUUAAUGUUAAUAUCCAACCUGCUUCCCAAAUGAGAAAGGGACUAGCAGACAGAGUCAGU
This is a messenger RNA of Arvicanthis niloticus (Nile rat), 1629 nucleotides long. It is a transcript of the gene Cox10, whose product is annotated as cytochrome c oxidase assembly factor heme A:farnesyltransferase COX10. The record is from RefSeq and is a predicted model, not a curated record. Gene Ontology annotation, molecular function: protoheme IX farnesyltransferase activity. Gene Ontology annotation, biological process: heme A biosynthetic process. Lineage: Eukaryota; Metazoa; Chordata; Mammalia; Rodentia; Muridae. Gene Ontology annotation, cellular component: mitochondrion; mitochondrial membrane.